ACUAAUUACUUUGAGUCGACUCCUUCAGUUCAUCACCAAACAAAAACCUCCUCAGCUUCUAUUUCCCUCUGGAAAGGAAACAAAGGUCUUGUGAAAUUCUCUGAUAAACAAACCAGAUCUACAAGCAAUCAAUCAAUAUAGUAAUACACUGUAUGUGUAAUAAGCCUUAUUUUCUCUCUAGAAAACGAAUUGAAUAGAGAGGUGGAGAGAUGUCGAGAGGUGGAGGAGUUGGAAUUACGAACGCAGUAAAUGUUGGAAUUGCAGUUCAAGCAGACUGGGAGAAUCGUGAAUUCAUUUCUAAUAUCUCAAUCAAUGUUCGUCGUCUCUUCGAUUUCCUCAUCAAUUUUGAGGCAACGACAAAAAGCAAGCUAGCAUCCUUGAAUGAGAAGCUCGAUACCCUGGAGCGGCGUCUGGAACUUCUGGAAGUCCAAGUUGGCACAGCAUCAGCCAACCCAUCUCUUUUUACAUGAUGUAAUUUAUGACAAUGCAAUAACGAUUUGUAAAAAAGAACGGAGCAUAAAUACAUGAGCAUCCCUUCAAUUUGUACACUGCGCUUUGUGUAUCCAAGUUUAGUAUUCAUAUCAAAUUUUCUUCGAGGG
This is a messenger RNA of Papaver somniferum (opium poppy), 599 nucleotides long. Its product is annotated as protein BRICK 1-like. Gene Ontology annotation, biological process: actin filament organization; regulation of actin polymerization or depolymerization; cell motility. Gene Ontology annotation, molecular function: protein-containing complex binding. The transcript has 2 exons. Bases 210 to 470 code for a protein of 86 amino acids. The record is from RefSeq and is a predicted model, not a curated record. Gene Ontology annotation, cellular component: SCAR complex. NCBI's taxonomy places the organism in Eukaryota, Viridiplantae, Streptophyta, Magnoliopsida, Ranunculales, Papaveraceae.